Molecule: messenger RNA, 1199 nt
Organism: Astyanax mexicanus (Mexican tetra)
Lineage: Eukaryota; Metazoa; Chordata; Actinopteri; Characiformes; Acestrorhamphidae
Gene: ccdc137
Product: coiled-coil domain containing 137
Exons: 6
Coding region: 88-861 (257 amino acids)
Source: RefSeq, a predicted model, not a curated record
GAGUCCUGAAGAAGAGGAAGCGCGUUUUACCACAUGGGUGUUUGUGUAUAGGAAGAGAGGAGUGUAAACAGAUUAAACAGUUUAAAGAUGGUGAAACAGAGCUCAAAUAAACCCGGAAACUCUACUGAUCAGCAGAAGAAGGACAGAGAUAAAAGGAAAAUGCAGAGGAAAGAUGUAAAACCCAGACCAGAUGAACAUCUGGAGCAGAUACCUUUUCGACUUCGUGAAAUUAUGAAGAGUAAAGAGAAGAUGAAAAUGGGAUCCAAGAAACUGAAGAAAAUGAGAACCACCCCCUUCAAUGCACAGACAGAAACAUCUGAUGAUAUUCCAGUUCCACACUUCCGCAGAGGGAAGCAAGAGUCUGAAUCUGCGUACCUGAAGCGCAUGUCUCGAGAAACAGAGCAUGUUCUGUUCCUCACCAACAACCAAAGCGAGAGACAGCCUGAGCUUCACCUAGAAGAGACGGAAACGAAGUCAAACAAACAGAAGUCUGAAAAAAAGAAACUGUUUGAUAAAGGAAGACUGGAACGGCUACAUAAGAAGAAGCUUAGUCAAAAGGAGGAGAAAGCUGAAAAGGAGAUGUUUAAAGAUGAAGUACAGUUUGGAGAGGUUGCUAUGCAACCUCCUGCAUUAACUGCCAAACCCAGGAAGGCCCCAGGGAAAUCCCAGGGGGCAUCCAAAGACCUUCUUCUGAAUUCUCUACUUGGCCAAACAGCAUCAACAGUCAAGCCGUCUAUGGCCAGGCAAAGGAUGAUGGAAGAAGAGCGUGAGAGGGUGGUUCAGGCAUACCGGCAGCUGAAGAAGCAGAAACAAGAACAACAAGAGAAACAAAAAAGCAUGAAGAAGAAAGGUUUUAAGUGAAAUUAAUCCCUAACUGUGAACACAUUAUAUUUAUAUUUUUAUUGGCAGCAGCUGGAAUGUGAGGAGAAAUUCAGUGACUGUAAAUCGCUGACCUCAGCUCAGCAGUUUGGGACUGCCGUUGGCAAGAAGAACACCUGCAGCAUUGUUUUCCACCCUAAACACUAUAUAAAUUUUAUCAGUGAUGAGGUGAAAGAACAAACAUGAACAUGGUCCUGUUUAUAAUUGAUGAGAUGCUGAAAUAUAAUGAUUGUUUUUAUGAUUCAUGUUGUCAUGUAGAAUCUUUUGACUAAGUUAUAAUUUGACUGAGUUAUAAUAAAUGGGGCGUUUUCAGCACUUGA